CCGCCGCCGCCGCCGCCCCUUCCCGUCGGGUGGGCGCGGGAAGCCCGAGCGCGCGCGAUGGAGCCGAGCGGGCCCGAGGCCGGCCCGGCGCCGCCGCAGCAGGUGCAGUGCCCCGUGUGCCAGCUGGCCGUGCCCGCCGCGCAGGUCAACGCGCACCUGGACCGCUGCCUGCUGCAGCCCGCGCCCAAGCGGCGGCGCCCGUCGGGGCCCGACGGCGACGGCGACGCGGACGGCGGCGACGCGCCCGCGCCCCCGGCCGACCCCCAGCCCGCGCCCCCGCCCGCGCCCCCGGCCGAGCCCCCGCCCGCGCCCCCGGGCCCCGCGGCGGGAGCCCCCGGCGGGGCGGCCGCGCUCCGGCAGGCGCUGCAGGGGCGGCCGCUGGCCGACAGGAUGCGGCCCUGCGCGCUGCGGGACCUGGUCGGGCAGAGCCGCGCGCUGGGCCGGGACUCGCUGCUGCGCGCGCUGCUGGACGCCAACGAGGUGCCCUCGCUCAUCCUCUGGGGCCCGCCGGGCUGCGGCAAGACCACCCUGGCCCACAUCAUAGCCAACAACAGCAAGAAGCACGGCGUCAGGUUCGUGACCCUGUCGGCCACCAGCGCCAAGACCACCGACGUGCGUGACGUCAUAAAGCAGGCCCAGAACGAGAAGAGCUUCUUCAAGAGGAAGACCAUCCUCUUCAUCGACGAGAUCCACCGCUUCAACAAGUCGCAGCAGGACACCUUCUUGCCGCACGUGGAGUGCGGGACGAUCACGCUGAUCGGGGCCACCACCGAGAACCCUUCCUUCCAAGUCAACGCCGCCCUCCUCAGCCGCUGCCGGGUGAUCGUCCUGGAGAAGCUGCCCGUGGACGCGAUGGUGACGGUCCUGACGCGCGCGCUCGACUCCCUGGGGGUCCGCGUCCUGGACUCCAGCCGCCCCGAGGACCCUCUGAGCCACAGCAGCGACAGCGGUGCCGAGCCGCCCGUGUUCAUCGAGGACAAAGCGGUGGACACUCUGGCGUGUCUCAGCGACGGGGACGCCCGGGCGUGCCUGAACGGGCUGCAGCUGGCGCUGCUGGCCCGGCUGAGCAAGGGCGGGCAGGCGUGCCCCCCCGGCCGGCUGCUGGUCACCGAGACGGACGUGAAGGAAGGCCUGCAGCGCUCGCACGUGCUCUACGACCGGGCAGGCGAGGAGCACUACAACUGCAUCUCGGCGCUGCACAAGUCGAUGCGGGGCUCGGAUCCGAGCGCGGGGCUGUACUGGCUGGCCCGCAUGCUGGAGGGCGGCGAGGACCCGCUGUACGUGGCGCGCAGGCUGGUGCGCUUCGCCAGCGAGGACGUGGGCCUGGCCGACCCGUCUGCGCUCACACAGGCCGUCGCCGCCUACCAAGGCUGCCACCUCAUCGGCAUGCCCGAGUGCGAGGUGCUCCUGGCCCAGUGCGUGGUCUACCUGGCCCGAGCCCCCAAGUCGGUGGAGGUGUACCGUGCCUACAACAACGCCAAGGCCUGCGUGCGCAGCCACCCGGGGCCGCUGCCGCCCGUCCCGCUGCACCUGCGCAACGCGCCCACGCGGCUCAUGAAGGAGCUGGGCUACGGCCAGGGCUACGUGUACAACCCGGCCGCGCGCGGGCCCGUGCAGCAGGACUACCUGCCCGAGGGGCUGCGCGGCCUCGACUUCUUCCAGCCGCCCCACUGCUGACCGCGCCGGUGCCGCGUGCUGCUGACCGCGGGCAGUGGCGUCUGCUGACCGCGGCAGUGACCAUGUGCUGCUGACUGCGGCAGUGACCAUGUGCUGUUGACCGCGGCAGUGACCAUGUGCUGCUGACCGCGGCAGUGUCCGUGUGCUGCUGACCACAACAGUGUUCGUGUGCUGCUGACCGCGGCAGUGCCCGUGUGCUGGUGGCCGCGGGCAGGUGACUGUGUGCUGACCGCGGCAGUGACCGUGUGCUGACCGCGGCAGUGUCCGUGUGCUGCUGACCGCGAGUGUCCGUGUGCCGGUGGCCGCGGGGCCCGCCCCGGAGACGACAGCGCAGUGCCCUGGAGCCCGUCGGAGGCCUCUGUUUCCUCAGGAGUGGAGUCUCGGUGGGAGAGACGGGUGCUGCCGGGUCUUGGCGGAGUGAAAAUGUCGUUGUGCUUUAAUGCCGCCGCGAGUGGGGUGUCUUUCUGACGCGCAGAGGCCUUCUGAGCCAGUAAAGCCAUUUCCCAGCCCCCUGCGGCGCCUCUGUCCUUCCCGCGCUUGGUUCCGCGUCCUGGGCCGGGGCCAGGGAGGGGCGUGGGAGGGGCGGGGGCUGCCCACGGGCCCAGCCCAGCACCCCCAGGCGAGGGGUCUCCGGCCUUGUGAGCGACACCCCCCUGCCUGGCACUUGGCCCCCGGGAGACAGGGGCCCCCGCGGCUCAGCUUCUGGGGGCCCUGGUGGGGGGGCCCGAGCUCUUGCUCGGGGGUCGCCGUGCUGGCAUGGCCCAGCGUGCUCAGCCCUGCACCCCCCGCCCCCGCCGAGCCUGCCCACCGCUGCCUCUCGUCAGACCCGCGGCGUCAGACCGGGACCCCUGUGAGCUAGAACCUUCUCUGCCCCAAGGAUGGCCUUGGCGCGUGUGCCCACUAGGGGGCAGCCUUCCACCGUGAUUUCCACGUCUCGGCAGCCUUGGUGGCGCCCAGGCCGGGCCGACCCAGUCUCCCCAUUAACCUGCUUUUCAAACAGAGACUGA
This is a messenger RNA of Sorex araneus (European shrew), 2684 nucleotides long. It is a transcript of the gene WRNIP1, whose product is annotated as WRN helicase interacting protein 1. Gene Ontology annotation, biological process: DNA-templated DNA replication; regulation of DNA repair; DNA repair. NCBI's taxonomy places the organism in Eukaryota, Metazoa, Chordata, Mammalia, Eulipotyphla, Soricidae. Gene Ontology annotation, molecular function: single-stranded DNA helicase activity; enzyme activator activity; ATP hydrolysis activity. The transcript has 7 exons. Gene Ontology annotation, cellular component: nucleus. The record is from RefSeq and is a predicted model, not a curated record. Bases 58 to 1677 code for a protein of 539 amino acids.